AUGAGGGUUAUUCUUUGUCUUGCUGUCAGCUUUGUCCUCGUGUUUUCUGUUGCUAUUCCGAAGAAACGGGAUACGAAUUGUGGAGCUGUUACCUUCCCAAAGGGAAAGAGAGGCAAUGAGGCGACCGGUGUAUGGUGUGAAAUAUGCCUGACCGUAGCUGAAAUUGCGAAGCAAUAUGAGGAGUGCGGAGAGGAAUGGUGCGAAGAACAGCUCGAUCACUAUUGUGAAUCCAAAUUCAAGGACAACACCAUCCCGGUAUGCGAGAAAUUUGUGAAUGGUAUUUUCGAUCAGAUCAUUGACGACACUAUCCAUCAAAACACAACCCGGGAGUGUGAUGAGCUGUUGCACGACCCUAACUGUCAUCUGGCC
Messenger RNA from Mesorhabditis spiculigera, 369 nucleotides. The record is from the annotation of a GenBank genome assembly. Lineage: Eukaryota; Metazoa; Nematoda; Chromadorea; Rhabditida; Rhabditidae.